GCUUUGUGCUACAACAGCGGUGUGCGGCGUAUACAGGAAACUGAGAGAGCGGUUGCAGCUUGAGCAUGUCAUGUGUCGCAAUAUAUGGUUCAGUCCUGUGUUCCGCCUGAGUCAAGUGUUGACCGUCGACCAGUGAGGAUGGCAAGGAUUAACAUAUGGAUUAUUUGUCUGCUGGGGGUCGUGCUGCCUGGGAAUGCAAAUGAUCAACAACCCGGAUGUACGGUCUGUGCGAAGACAGCGAAGACCGAAGAUUGUAAAGACGCACACCACUCUUCCUAUGCCAUAGGGAAGGGUUUAUGUGACAGCAUCGUUAAGGACGACAUAUUAAGAGACAACCUGUGCAUGACGUACAAGCAAGGUUUCCAAAUACAUUGUGUGGAGUCCGGCACCUACGCGGAACACAACUGUAAAAGGGGAUGCCCUGCCCCUCCACAGAAGGGGCGUUAUGGAAGCGGAGGAGGGUCGUCCCUCCACACAAGGGUUGUCAACAUAACAGUGUUUCUGUUGACCUCCACUGUCUCAGUUCUACUCAGAUUGUGACUGUGACAGAAGAGACAGAUGUAUAUAUGUGUGCUGUGCGUGCUUGCUUGGAAGAAUCACUGUGAUCCUUUACUGUUAAUGUGCCUGAAGCCGGGACACUCUUCCACCCUGGCAUCCAGAUGACGUAGAGUUAUUUGAUAAUCUCCUGUAUUACACUGAGUGCAAUGACGUCAUCAUCUCCAGGGGCAAAGAACAUGUGUAACCAUUUACUGUGAGAUAAUUCGUGUAUUUCACCAUGUGAAAUAUUUGGAAAGUUUGGCAACACAGAUUGGAUAUUUGGUACCGGCCAAUAGAUACCAGCUGUGGGAAUUUAUCAAUCAUUCUGUUUGUGUCUGAGGCUAGGGCAAUAUAUCACUGCUGUAGGAAUAUGUCUCUGUCUAUGACAGACUGUCCAAAGCUGUGGCAAUAUAUCACUGCUGUAGGAAUAUGUCUCUGUCUAUGACAGACUGUCCAAAGCUGUGGCAAUAUAUCACUGCUGUAGCAAUAGGCCUCUGACAAUGGAAGACUGUCUAAAGCUGUGGCAAUCUGUCAAAUGUGGCAAUCUGUUUUCUCAGUCUAAAUUUAACAGUCUGUCUAAAGCUAAGGCAAUUUGUCUGACUAAAACUUCAUGUACUGUAAUCUGUCUAAUGCGAAAAAAAAUCUGUCUCAGACUGUGUAAAUCUGUCUAAUGCGAUGGAAAUCUGUCUCUCAAUAUGACAAUUUGUCUAAAGCUAUCGAAAUAUGUCUAAAGCUGUGGCAAUCAUUCUGAAGCGACAUGUAUGAGACUAUGUCCCCGACUAUGGCAAUCUCUCUAAAGUUUUGCCAUUCUAUCUCUGACUGUGACUAUCUGUCUAUGACUAUGAUGACAAUCUGUCUAAUGCUUUGGCAAUCUGCUUCUGUGGCACUGUGGAAUGAGAUAUUCUUAUAUUCGACGUGCUCGAGGCUGCACAAACGUGAAACAUGAAUUCAGUGUAAAUAUCUAGUCAGAAUCUCAGGAUAUUAUGAAGUAUUUAUCAUCAUUAUACUUUCACCACAUCCAGUCUUUUGUAUCACUAUGACACUCACUUCACUACAGGCACUUUGUAUCAAGUACAUGUAUCAAUCUUGUACCAUUUUCUCAUGCCAUCUGGGCGGUGGGGUAGCCUAGUGCUUAUAGCUUUUGCUUGUCAUGCUGAAGGCGCGGGUUCGAUUCCCCACAUUGGUACAAUGUGUGAAUCCCAUUUCUAGUGUCCCCCGCUGGGAUGUUGCUGGAAUGUUACUAAAAGCGGCGUAAAACCAUACUCACUCACUAUCUCAUCCAUGGAGAGGCUUUUUGUAUACUUGUACAGAUAUGCAAUCAUACAAUUAUUAAUUAUCAUUUAAAUGGUGGCUGAAAAAGCUCAUCAUAAUUCAUAUUUAUACGUGUUUCCAUUUUAUAAUUCCAAAACGUUCAAACAGAAAAUCUUACAAUCCAACGGUAGAGUUGGAGCUGUCACCAUACACGCUGGCUCACUUAGACGUGUCUCUUAUUCCGGAAAGAUGCGUUCAGGUACUAAAACUCGGAAUGUCUACAACCGCGUUGAUACUGAUGUCUCCUAUAUGUAUAUGUCACUCUGUAAUCCAAUCUUAAUUGUUCUUAUCGUUAAUCUCAGCAGUAUUAUAAAGCUAACUUUUUGCAUAAUACCAUUUUACAUUCGUUUUACGUGUAUGUUUUACACUACAGCUUGUGUUUUGCAUUACGACUGUAUGAUUUUUUCAUUUUCCGACGAUAUACGCUACAACGUUUCAGUGAAUGAUAUAUGGCACGCUGCAACAUCCAUACGGUGUCACAGACACCACUGUAAUUCUUCACUGCUUCGAAUUCAUGGUAUCUACAACGUUUCUUUAUAUACACGGGUCCAUUUCAUCCAUACUUUUAACAAACACUGCAUUUCUCUGCUACGUUUCUUCAUUGCUGUAUGAUAUACAUACUACAUUCCGUCGAAUUCAUAAUACACAAAUGUCUCCAUUGCUUCGUGAUAUACAAAACAUCUGUUCGGUGUUUGUAUGACAAACUCUACUGCAGUUCAUCUUGGCUUAGAAUUUAUUCGUUCUGCAUUGACUUGUGAAAAGCUAACUUACAAAUACAUUUUCAUCAUUAUUUUAUAUAACAUACAACACUUUCUCUUAUUUCAUUAUUCCUUCGUCUUCGCCUACGCUUCUACAGUUUCAUCAAUAUUUUAUAAGUAUUACAAUACACUUUUUCAUUGCCGUAUGAAAAAAAUGAAAUAUGUGUUCAAUAGUAUAUGAUAUAUUUUAUUACUUCAUGUGUUCAACGUUAUAACAUGUAUUGUAUGCAUUAGCUAUUGGCUUUGUGUAUGGUAUUUUGCUAUACAAAACCAAAAUAACGAUUUACACUCACUUUGUGUUCGUGCGUUGUUGAUGCUAUGGAAUGUGUUCAUACCGUUAUGAAAUAAAAUACUCAUGUUUAUUAGA
Messenger RNA from Haliotis rufescens (red abalone), 2973 nucleotides. RefSeq lists its product as uncharacterized. The transcript is spliced from 3 exons. Bases 85 to 540 code for a protein of 151 amino acids. The record is from RefSeq and is a predicted model, not a curated record. Lineage: Eukaryota; Metazoa; Mollusca; Gastropoda; Lepetellida; Haliotidae.